CUUGUCUGCUUAGAUUUGAUAGGGAAGCGGAGAGGUGAAAUAUACUGCCAAGUUUACACCUUCACUAUUACAGUGAAACAUUUUGUCCAGGAAGCUCUCUCUCUCUCUCAUUACAGGAGAUACACUCUUAUCUCUCUGUGUAUAUACAUCUCUCUCUUUCUGUCUUUCUUUCCCUCUCAUCCAUGCUGUCUUCCUUUAUUUGCUUUCUCCCUAUCUCCACUUCCUCUCUCCUUUUCUCUAGUUCAGUCUAUCUUCCUACACUGUCUCUCUGAACUCUCACUGGAAAGGGCAGUGAGAGUUCUGAUCAGUGUGCGGCUGUGUGGCCAUGUGUGUGUGUGUGUUAACAAUAACAACAACAGUAACAAUAACCCCUUCCCUUACCUCAUCUCCCCCUCUCCUCUCCUGCCUCUUCUUCCCUCCUCUUCUUCUCCUCCACUCUCCCCCUCUACUGUCCUCCUUCCAGGCUCUCCCAUGGCCAGCGGUACAGGAACCCUCCAGAUCUAUCUGAUAGAUGUGAAUGACAACGCUCCAUCUCUGCUGCCCCGCGAGUCUCAGAUCUGUGAGCGCAUCAACCGCAAUGCCGGCAUCAACAUCACGGCUGCAGACUCAGACACGGACCCCAACGUAGGACCCUUUGUAUUCGAGCUGCCAACCUUCCCCGCCAGCAUACGACGCAACUGGACUGUGUCACGUCUCAACGGUGACUAUGCCCGGUUGAGUUUGCGGAUCCAGUAUCUGAAGCCUGGGGUGUAUGAGGUGCCUGUGAUUGUGAGCGACUCGGGGAACCCUCCUCUCUCCAACAGGUCCAUUAUAAAGGUCAAGGUGUGUCCGUGUGAUGAGAAUGGAGACUGCACCCUGGUCGGGGCUGUGGCUGCCGCUGGACUGGGGACUGGAGCUAUCAUAGCCAUACUCAUCUGUAUCAUCAUACUACUCAGUAUGGUGCUAGUGUUUGUGGUGUGGAUGAAGCGUAGAGAGAAGGAGAGGCAGACCAAACAGCUGCUGAUCGACCCAGAGGACGAUGUCAGAGAUAACAUUCUGAAAUACGACGAGGAAGGAGGGGGAGAGGAGGACCAGGACUAUGACCUAAGCCAGCUGCAGCAGCCUGACUCUCUGGAGCACAUCAUCAGUAAGCCCCUGGGGGUACGGAGGGUGGACGAGCGCCCCAUCAUCCCUGAGUCCCAGUAUCCCAUCCGACCUGCGGUCCCCCACCCUGGGGAUAUCGGGGACUUCAUCAACGAGGGUUUGCGGGCGGCAGACAACGACCCCACGGCCCCUCCAUAUGACUCCCUCCUGGUGUUUGACUACGAGGGCAGUGGCUCCACGGCCGGAUCCGUCAGCUCCCUCAACUCCUCCAGCACAGGGGACCAGGACUACGACUACCUCAACGACUGGGGCCCCCGCUUUAAAAAGCUGGCCGAUAUGUACGGGGGAGGGGAAGACGACUAGGGCCACAGGGGGCCCAGUCAAAGAUCAACUUCCCCAGUCCACCCUACUCAGCUGGUCUGCCAUGCUCUCUAUGUCUCUACAACCUUGGGAGGGUCCUCAGAUCUCCAACUUUAAUACACACCCCACACACACACCAACCAACUGAACUGACCUAGCAACUGACCAAUCAAUUAAGCAACCGCCAUAGUGGACUGUGCAGCAAGGCAGCUUUGGGUCCUACUGUACUGUACUAAGCCCUCUCCUGCUCCAAGACUGUCUAAGACUGAAACUUAUGCUCUCCAGGUUUUUUGGUAGAUUAUGGGGUUGGUUACCUUUGUUGUGUGUUUUUUUUUAUUAUUAUUUUUUUUUUAUUAUCUCUUGCUGUCUUUACUGUCCUUAAAAACAAGCUAUUUUCUGGUGUUGGGAGGCCAUUGGCUCCCCAUUUCCGCAUCAGCCCUCAGCCGUCCCUUUGCAGAUAGUCCAAGCUGCAUAUUUUGUGACGGGGAAAAAAAGAAAGAGAAACACAGAAUGUCAAUUUUUUCUUCUGCGUGGAAGGCCCUGGUUUAAUCUCUCUGAACUUGAAUUCCAUAGAACAGAAGCACUGUUGUUUAAGAAGUGCCUUCACUGGUGCGUAUUUUGUCUGACUCUCGCUAACUCAGGAUUGGUUCCCAUUUUCUGGGCUAACGUGGGGCACCGCCCCCUUAUAACCCCUCAAAUCUGACCUUCAUGUUCGACUUCCUGUGUGUCAUGUCCAUCACCCUGUCAUGCAACAUGGACAGACACAGGAGAAGUUGCAGAGGGGAUUUGCCUUUGGGGGUGAGGGGGUAUCAGGAGAGGGAGUGCUCUGUACAAAGACACAUUACCAGUCAAAAGUUUGGACCCACCUACUCAUUCAAGGGUUUUUCUUUUGCUAUUUUCUACAUUGUAGAAUAAUAGUGAAGAAAUAAACAAUAUGAAAACACAUAUGGAAUCAUGUAGUAACCAAAAAAGUGCUAAACAAAUCAAAAUAUAUUUUAUCUUUGAGAUU
This is a messenger RNA of Salvelinus fontinalis (brook trout), 2452 nucleotides long. RefSeq names its product cadherin-4-like. The transcript has 5 exons. Gene Ontology annotation, cellular component: plasma membrane; adherens junction; catenin complex. Gene Ontology annotation, molecular function: calcium ion binding; cadherin binding. The annotation marks the transcript as partial. The record is from RefSeq and is a predicted model, not a curated record. Lineage: Eukaryota; Metazoa; Chordata; Actinopteri; Salmoniformes; Salmonidae. Gene Ontology annotation, biological process: multicellular organism development; homophilic cell-cell adhesion; adherens junction organization.